CAUCGGAGACCCCGGAAGUGGCGUCGUCAGUGUUUGGUUGCUGGCGCUGACUCCGGCGUUGCGAUGGGUUGCGACGGGGGUACAAUCCCCAAGCGGCAUGAACUGGUCAAGGGGCCGAAGAAGGUUGAGAAGGUUGACAAAGAUGCUGAAUUAGUGGCCCAGUGGAACUAUUGUACUCUAAGUCAGGAGAUACUGAAACGACCAGUAGUUGCCUGUGAACUUGGCAGACUUUAUAACAAAGAUGCCGUCAUUGAGUUUCUUUUGGACAAAUCUGCUGAAAAGGCUCUUGGGAAGGCAGCAUCUCACAUUAAAAGCAUUAAGAAUGUGACAGAACUAAAGCUUUCUGAUAAUCCUGCCUGGGGAGGAGACAGAGGAAACACGAAAGGCGACAGGCACGAUGACCUCCAGCGAGCACGUUUCAUCUGCCCCGUGGUGGGCCUGGAGAUGAACGGCCGACACAGGUUUUGCUUCCUUCGAUGCUGUGGUUGUGUGUUUUCCGAACGUGCCUUGAAAGAGAUAAAAGCAGAAGUUUGCCACACAUGCGGGGCCGCCUUCCAGGAGGAUGAUGUCAUUGUGCUCAAUGGCACCAAGGAGGAUGUGGAAAUGCUGAAGAAAAGGAUGGAGGAGAGAAGACUGCGAGCGAAGAUGGAGAAGAAAACAAAGAAGCCCAAGGCGGCAGAGUCUGUUUCCAAACCAGAAGUCAGUGAAGAAUGCCCAGGGCCAUCAAGGGUGAAGACAGGCAAGCCUGAGGAACUGGGUCCUGAUACUAGAGAGAAGAAAGCCGUCUCAGCACCCAGAAGUACAGCAACUAAUGGGAAAGCCGGGAAGCCUCCCUGUGGGGCUGUGAAGAGAUCCAUCGCCGACAGCGAAGAAUCCGAAACCUACAAGUCCCUUUUCACAACUCACAGCUCUGCCAAACGCUCCAAGGAGGAGUCGGCACACUGGGUCACCCACACGUCCUACUGCUUCUGAAGCCCAGCUCAGGCUUCUUCCCCAGCCUAGGCUCCUCUGUGUGGUCCUGGGGACUGUGUUGUCUCUAGUGUAUUCGGUUUAGAUGGUGUCAUAAAGUUGUCCUCACCAACCUUCAAGACUGUGGUCACUCUUGCUGUGAGGGUCCUAGGGAGGGCCAGGGGCUUGCAGAGUGUCUGGCAGCCUCUCCCCAGCCCGCAUUCACACCUGCCUCUGCCUGCAGCGGGUGUGGCCCUUUCCACGGCCAGGCCGUUGUGGGUUGUACUUUGUAAGCUUGCAAUAAUGGAAGGCUCUUGUGCGUGGCUACUUAUUUUGACUAAAAUUUUAUUGUUUUGCUGCUGACAGUCAAUUAAGUAAGCAAGUGAAAUCACCUUAGGUGAAUUCAAACACAGUCUGGCAGCAGGAGCCUUUGAAGGAAACCAUUCCUCACUCCAGCCCUGGAAGAAGCCGGGGCCCUGCUGUCUGGCAUUAGGAGAGUCUUCUCUCAUCAUUUUGGACCUAGCAGAGAUUAGUUGAGUUCUGAAAGCUUUGGUGCAGAAUAAAGCACGCCUGCCUUUGCUUUCCCUGGUCUGUGCUUUCUUGCUGCUCUCCCUUCUCCUAGUGUUUUUGUGAGGCAUUGGGGUCCCAGGAAUUCCACUGUCCUCGCCCUCAGCAGAAGGUGAGAAGGUGUAUCCCACCCUUCUGUGCUGUGUCGAUAUCACACAUCAGCAUAUCUCCACUCCCACGAGGCUGUCAGUGCAGAGUCCAAGUUCCUGAGCUCAGUGCCGUCUGUGGGUCCUCGACACCAGGAAGGCCCCAAGGUUCUCUUUGUUCUACUGUAUCUGCAGCGCUGGGAAUGGGGCCCAGAGCCUCCGCCCCGAGCUGUGCCCUUAUCUGCCCCACAGUGAUGGGAGGACUUGGCCCCAAGGAGCAUAUUUACACUGUUACCAGAGAAGCAUGUUAAUCAGGAUUACAUCAUUUUCCAGCAAUUAAAGGGAAAGGGAAUUUUUAUUGUGAACUUUUCUGGAAUAAACAUGAAUUGGCCAUUUUA
This is a messenger RNA of Marmota flaviventris (yellow-bellied marmot), 1999 nucleotides long. RefSeq names its product replication termination factor 2 (gene Rtf2). Gene Ontology annotation, cellular component: nucleus. NCBI's taxonomy places the organism in Eukaryota, Metazoa, Chordata, Mammalia, Rodentia, Sciuridae. Gene Ontology annotation, biological process: mitotic DNA replication termination. The record is from RefSeq and is a predicted model, not a curated record.